AUGGGUAGAGGGAAGAUUGAGAUCAAAAGGAUAGAGAAUGCUAACAGUAGGCAAGUUACAUUCUCCAAGAGGCGAACUGGGUUAUUGAAAAAGGCUCAAGAACUUGCCAUUCUCUGUGAUGCCGAGGUUGCUGUCAUCAUCUUCUCCAACACUGGGAAAAUGUUUGAGUUUUCCAGUUCAAGUAUGAAGCGAACACUUGCAAGAUACAACAAAUGCACUGAUUCUUCAGAGGCAGCAGUAGUGGAAUAUAAGACAGAGAAGGAAGAUUCUAAGAUGGUGGAGAUUCUUAAAGAUGAAGUUGCAAAACUAGAAGCAAAGCAAUUACGGCUGUUGGGUAAGGACCUGACAGGAUUGGGCUUAAAGGAGCUGCAACAUCUAGAGCAACAACUUAAUGAAGGGUUAUUGUCUGUCAAGGAGAGGAAGGAGGAAUUACUUAUGGAGCAGCUGGAGCAGUCUAGAGUACAGGAGCAGAGAGCUUUGUUGGAGAAUGAAACUUUGAGGAGACAGGUUGAGGAGCUUCGAUGUUUGUUUCCGCUAACAGAACGUGUAGUCCCAUCUUAUCUUCAGUAUCACCAUAUGGAAAGAAAGAAUGCUAUUUUGGAUAACAGUGUUAAAUGUCUCAACUUGACAAGUAACUGUGCAAAUGAGAAAGGAGAUUCAGACACUACAUUGCAUUUGGGGUUGCCAAGUGAUGUUCAUCACAAGUGUAAGGCACCUGAGAAGGAAACAUUUUCUAAUGAUUCAGAGAGUCAUGUGGUUCUACUCUGA
Abrus precatorius (Indian licorice) is the source of this 768-nucleotide messenger RNA. RefSeq names its product agamous-like MADS-box protein AGL15. Lineage: Eukaryota; Viridiplantae; Streptophyta; Magnoliopsida; Fabales; Fabaceae. The coding region runs from base 1 to 768 and encodes 255 amino acids. The transcript is spliced from 8 exons. Gene Ontology annotation, cellular component: nucleus. Gene Ontology annotation, molecular function: RNA polymerase II cis-regulatory region sequence-specific DNA binding; protein dimerization activity; DNA-binding transcription factor activity, RNA polymerase II-specific. Gene Ontology annotation, biological process: positive regulation of transcription by RNA polymerase II. The record is from RefSeq and is a predicted model, not a curated record.